This is a messenger RNA of Ceratosolen solmsi marchali, 3159 nucleotides long. RefSeq lists its product as uncharacterized. Gene Ontology annotation, molecular function: transcription coactivator activity; histone acetyltransferase activity; chromatin DNA binding. The transcript is spliced from 13 exons. The record is from RefSeq and is a predicted model, not a curated record. Bases 86 to 2887 code for a protein of 933 amino acids. Gene Ontology annotation, biological process: positive regulation of transcription by RNA polymerase II. Gene Ontology annotation, cellular component: histone acetyltransferase complex; transcription regulator complex. NCBI's taxonomy places the organism in Eukaryota, Metazoa, Arthropoda, Insecta, Hymenoptera, Agaonidae.
UCUAUCUAUCUAUUUAUCUAUCUAUCUUUCUUUCUUGCUCUCCUCCUGUUCCUCCUCUUAGUGCGGAAUUGUGAGAAAGCCGAAAAUGGAGGAAUAUUUACAGCAAGGUCCACCAGCCUAUAAGCGAGCAAGGCCCGGCGACUCUCUUCAAAUUUCAACCAAUUUCUCGGAUGCUAGAUCAAAUAUGGUACCUUUUGGGUUUAUUGCAACUCAAGAUAGAGAAACAGAUAUAAAUAUGACAUCAAUGUCAAUGACUGGUAAUUUGGCUUUAAAUCCAAUACAAGAUUUUGGGCAACUUUCUACACCUGACUGGAGACACGCUAUUCCUCCAGAUAGCAGAAAUCGUUUUGUACAUAAGAUAUCUCAAGCACUUAUACAUAAUACCCGAAAUGGAGAAAAUUCAGAUAAUAGAUCACGAAAGUGGAUUGCUGCAGCUAGAAAAAUUGAAGGUAAAGCAUUUAAAACAGCAACAUCACGAGCACAGUAUUUUAAUCUUGUAAAAGAAGAAAUUCAUAAAAUACAGAUGGGAUAUGGUUUUCCUUCAAUGUCUAGUCAAUUUCUUCCUUCAAGUAGUACAACUUCAGCUGCAGCUACAAAUAACAUACAAUUAGUUAACAUGCAACAAAAUUAUGGACCAAACAAUUUUGGAGAACCAGUUACAGCAACUCAAUCUCAUAAUCAGUCAGGCAUUACACACUCAGUAACAUCUGUUAAUUUAUUCUCUGAAGAAGCUGUUGGAGGAACUAUGAGAAUUCCAGUUAGUAGUUCAAUAGGAUCUGCUCGUCCACAAUUUGAAGCAUUUAAUAGUAGACAACCAGGACCUCGACCAAUGGUUCAUGAUCAAGUGCAUGGUAGCAGUAUACCAAUAGGCGAUUCAACGCAAUUUAUGCCAAACGCAGAACAAGUUCUUGCUCCAAACAUUUUACACCCAAUGAAUGCUUUAAUGGCAACUCCACUUAGUCAAUUCAUGCCUUCACCAGCUGUUAGUUCUCAGCAACGCUUCGGCCUUAAUGACUCUGCACAGGGAGUACUAUCAGAAAAUAGUAGUAUCAUUAAUUCGCAAAUCCCUGGUAGAUUACAAUCCAAGGAAUGGCACAAAUCUGUUACCUUCAAUGUUAGAAAUCGUCUUAUUCGUAAAAUGGCGCAAAUACUUUCUACAACUCCAGAUCCUCAAGCAGGAAGCUUAGAGAAUAGAAUGCAUAAUUGCAUUUCUAUUGCUACUAGCGUGGAAAAUGAAACAUAUAGAACCGCCAAUUCAAUGACACAGUAUUAUGAUUUAAUGGCUAAACGAUGUCAUUUUAUUGCAAAAGAACGAGCAAAUCCAACACAAGCGGGUAUCCAAUACUACAAUUUGUCGGAUAUUCGACGGACGUACGAGGCGCUUGGUAUUGCUUACCCGAUGGGUCCUUCUCCAUUUCCAGGCAAUGGUGGUGGUGGUGGUAUUGGUGGUAGCGGUGGUGGAGGUUCGACAGGUAACAAUGGAGGUGUCAGCAGUGGUGCUGGAACUGGUACGGCUGUUAAUAUGAGAUUACAUGUGAACGAUGUACCACCACCCCCAGGAGUCUUGCCUAAUCUGAUGGGCUCAGCAAGUGGCACCUCACUUCCUUACUGCCCAGUUUUCGCUAGGGGCCAGGCCACCGCCAUUCAGCAAGCAAAUCACAAUCAAUUACUUGAUCGGUUUGUGCAAGGCACGGUACCGAUGAGCUUGGAAGAGGUGCCAGAUGUCAUAAAGCAAUUGGCUCAUGCUUACAAGUGCCAAGAACGCGAGAACCAAGAAAAUGACGUAAUGCUGCUGUGCUCGUUGCCUCACUGUCGCGAGACGAAGAAUCUCCUCAAUCAUAUAACGACCUGUCCGGUCGGCAUAAGUUGCUGCGGUUCCACCAAGGAGAUUAUCGAUCACUGGAACCGGUGCGUCGUCAGCGACUGCCCGAUUUGCCUACCCCUCAGGCAGGCCGAGAGAAACCUCACCACCAACGUCGCAUCGACAACAAGCCUGAAUAACCAAAUGAACGUGAACCCGGUAUUCAUGCGACGGCCGCAUCGGGGUAUGGGUUCGAACUAUCCAUCCACAGCAACUUCAGGUCUUCUUUCGAACCAGUCGCAAAAUGGACCCAGCGGUCUCAAUGGACCGAAUAAUGGUGUUGGUGGCAGUGGCGGUGGCGGUGGUGGUGGCGGUAGUGGUGGUGGUGGCGGUAGCAGUGGCAAUAAUAAUAGCAACGGAAGCGUCGGUGGUAGUGGUGGCAAUGGACGCAAUGAUCGCAUUUCACCUCGAUCCUCCAUGUGGCAUUCAAAUUACAAUGAUAGUCUCAACUGGCGUUCGUCUGGUAAUCAAAGCUCCGACAUGUCUAUGGACGGAGGCACUGGUAGGCGGUCUCAGCCUCGCUUCUGGCUACAUAACAGGAACAAUGCUAAUAGGCAUGAGAGGCGGGCACCUUAUAAUAGCCCCUGGGCUGCCCCCGAAAUUAUCUUUGUAGAUAACAUGAGGAACGGUGGACAACCACCAAGAGGCGCCUCACUCUUCGGGCCAGCAGGUAGCAACAGAAAUGUUGACAGAUUACAACCUUAUGGCACACCAUGGCGCUCGCCCGAUAUUCUUUUUGUGGAAAAUGUCAGGCCCGCUCAUCGCCAAACUCAAGUGAAUAAUGCUGGCUUCGACUCGCAACGCCUCAUAUACUCAGAUGAACCUGUUAUCAUUCCACCAGAAGAAGAUGCUACUCCUACUGAGCAUCAGCAAAUGAUGGCUAUUGUGAAAGUUGUAAAAACGCACGGAGGUAGACUUGAACAGAAAUUCCGUUGUGCCCGACGUAGCUGCAGUGCGUCAUGGCCUUGUCUUCACCGACGCCUUGCCGCCUCUAUCCACAGUCACAAAACACCGAUCCCAGGAUGAUCAGGAUAUGCGGUCGUACAUUUAUACUCAGGGCACUUCUACAAAUCGUUCCUUAUAGAGGUAGUUUAUUAUCAAAAUGAGUUCUAUUUUUAUACACAGAUCGAGCCAGUGAAAGAAUUUUGUGGUACAAAAUGAAGGAAUAAGAUGACAGUAAUAAUGAGGUUGAUGAACUGAAAAGAUGGAAAUGUAUUGAUAAGCAUUGUUGUCGCCAAAAUAUAUCAAGAAUGGUAUAUAAAUCAAAAGUGUAAAACUUUGCGGACGAUUUAAAAAGU